This is a messenger RNA of Cooperia oncophora, 1047 nucleotides long. The record is from the annotation of a GenBank genome assembly. NCBI's taxonomy places the organism in Eukaryota, Metazoa, Nematoda, Chromadorea, Rhabditida, Trichostrongylidae.
AUGGACCUCUUAGAGCAAUGCAAUCUCUUUCACGGAAACAGCUUCUUCACGAAAAAAGAGGAUCGGCGAUGGACGUGGGAGAGUCCGAAUGCAACGACUCACAGCGAAAUCGACCACGUUCUCACUAACAGGAAGUGGAGUCUGCUCGACGUCAGCGUGGUGGAUGCAUUCCGCACUGGGAGCGACCAUAGGCUGGUUAGAGCAAAAAUUCGUCUCCGAGCGAGAAUCCGAAGACGCGACUUCUUCCGACCCCCUCCCAUACGGUUGCCACAUUACGACACAAACGCCAUGGAGACGGCCGCCGCUCACUACACGUGGCAGGAGGCGCAAGACUUGUCGCAAGACUAUACCAUGCUCAUAGAAGGACUUCGACAUUGCGCUAUGGCAUCGGCUAUCACAACAAGGACGGAUUCGAAUGGCAGGAUUGACGACAAGGCUCGCGCACUUCUACAGCAACGCGCUGUCGUCCAUCGUAACCCUGCAUCAACACCAUUGGAGCGCGCCGACGCAGCCCCGCAGAUAGAAGAGUGGGAGGUGGAACACGCCUUGCGUCAAAUGAAGCCGGGGAAGGCACCAGGACCUGACCGCAUCUCAGUAGACUUUCUGAAGUCGGCGUCCCGCACCGUCAUAAAACAGCUCACCAGGCGCUAUAACAGACGCAAAAAAUGCGCAUGGACGGCAAUGGGACGCAUAAGAGAGGCGGCCCAGCUCAUUUCGGAUAGGAAAAUACGAGCUGCUCUGUUCGACUCUACAGUACUGCCUGCUCUUUGUUACGCAUCCGAGACGUGGGCAGAGAACAAGGCGUCCACGCUGAUGUUGACACGUGCCCAACGAGCAUUGGAACGGACCCUGCUGAAUAUCAACCGCCGUGAGCAGAGAUGUCGCAAUCUGCACAGUACAGACAUGCGCUCAAUGUCGGGCAUCCUUGAUGCCGUAGUAUACGCGUGGAAUGCAAAGAAGAGAUGGGCCGGACAUGUGGUCAGACGUACGGACGAUCGGUGGACCACUCGCAUCACACUCUGGUAUCCGAGAGACGCGAAGCGCAAG